CACUUUUGUUGACUGUGGGAGGGAUUAUAGUGCCGUACCAUCAGUAUUUACUUCACAGACAGCUUUCCUCAUCGACACCAAGCGCUCUUUUAAAGAAGCAAGUAAUAUCUCCCUUUCCCACCCCAAAGCGAGUGAAUAUCAACUGUUCCUUCAGUUCACCAGAACAGCAUCCCAUCAUGAACUCCAAGCUAAGUGAGACUCAACAGAAAGAAAUCUGCUCCCAGAUGGGACAUGUUCAACUGAAACUGCUCUACAAAGCCACUGUCCAUGGUUACACUGCUUAUGCCUUUCACCAGCAAUGUGACAGCCUGUCACCCACUGUGUCUGUGGGCUACAAUGUCUCUGGUUACAUUUUUGGAGGCUACACCAGAACACCUUUUAAUCAGUCUGGACAGUAUGCCAACGAUGACCAGGCGUUUCUUUUUACUUUUGAGGGAAGAAAACUCAUCAAAUAUCCGGUUGCCAAUGCUACAUACGCUGUUAAAAUGAUGAACAACUGUGGUCCUUAUUUUGGAGAAUCCCUGAUUCUUGUUAAUACAAGCAAACCAAUUGUACACAGCAACGCAGCAAGUUAUUACCCAUUUAAUGCUGCACAGAUGCAUGGAAAUGACUUGAACUUGAUAGACUGUGAGGUCUACCAGGUGGUGGAGCUGACUAAAUUUGAGGAUCCAUGGCGGACUGUAACCUGGAACCUUGAACACAAGCUGGAGCUGAUGAAUUACAUAGAAAACUACAAACCCCUCAGUUCUGUGCCCCAGGCUCGGGUUUUACUCAUUGGACCUGUUGGAGUUGGAAAGUCCAGCUUCUUCAACUCUAUCAACUCUGCAUUCAGAGGCCAUGUCACCAACCAGGCCAUGUCUGGUUGUUCCUCCACCAGCCUCACCACCCAGUUUCGAACUUACUCACUGAAAGCUGGAAGAGAAGGCAGACUUCUGCCGGUCGUCCUGUGUGACACGAUGGGACUGGAGAGCAGCAACGACACAGGCCUUGAUAUAGAAGAUAUAACUAGCAUCCUCAGAGGUCAUCUGCCUGACGGUUACCAGUUCAACCCUGGUACUCCCCUGGAUCCUGAAGCUAGAGGCUAUCGCAAGUCUCCAAGUCUCAAAGACAAGAUCCACUGUGUCACAUACGUACUUGAUGCCUGCAACAUCUCCAUUAUGCCCGCAAAGAUGGAGGAGAAGCUGAGAGCAAUCCGCAAAAAGACCAACCAUCUACGGAUUCCUCAGCUGGUUGUACUGACCAAAGUUGAUGCAGCCUGUUCCUUAGUGAAGGAGGACCUGACAAACGUCUAUCAGAGCAUCUACAUCAAGGAAAUAAUGCAACAGGCCAGCACAAAGCUCGGCAUACCGCUGAGUUGCAUUGUUCCAGUGAGGAACUACACCGAGACGUUGGAUCUAGACGUCAACUGUGACAUCCUGCUGCUCAGUGCCAUCAUCCAGAUGCUUCGAUCGGCGGACAAUUUUUAUGAUGAUUUCAGCGACCAACUGAGCGCGCUUCAAACUAAGGAAUAAGAUUUUGAAAAAGCAGAUACAACAGAUCAACUGCUGUAAAUCCUAAAAUUUUACCUAUGUAUUUUUUACCCACAUAGGCUUAAUGUUCUACAAAAUAAAAUAUCCCAUGUAUCAAUGCAUUUAAUUUUCAUUUCAAGCUUGAAAAGCUAAACAUAUAAAUCUAACUUUCAGCAUAUUAUUGUUACUAUUCCAUUUAGCUGUUCUCCCUGGAAAUAUUGUUCACCAAAAAGCAUGCUUAAACUGCAUCACUGCACAUGUGAGGUUCUGCAUAACCCAACCUAACUGUGGAGUCAUAUAGUGUCGGUUUGAGGCAUGAUCAAACUGCAGACUGGAGCUUCAUCCUGAAGAAAUGUAACAAUGAAACCAAAAAUAACUUACGAGUAUGAGAGGAGAACACACAAGGAGCCAGGCAACAGAAUCCCAGAUAGAUUAUGAAGCGGUAACAGAGGAACCUAUAAUAGUAGUGAGUAAAAUAGAAGGAGGAACUUAAACAGUGACAGGUGUCUAAUUGUUAAAUAUGGUGCAGAUGUGAGAGGAGACAGGCAGGAAACCCAUCCAUCCAUCCAUUUUCUUGACACC
Molecule: messenger RNA, 2090 nt
Organism: Poecilia reticulata (guppy)
Lineage: Eukaryota; Metazoa; Chordata; Actinopteri; Cyprinodontiformes; Poeciliidae
Source: RefSeq, a predicted model, not a curated record